Molecule: messenger RNA, 2101 nt
Organism: Vicugna pacos (alpaca)
Lineage: Eukaryota; Metazoa; Chordata; Mammalia; Artiodactyla; Camelidae
Source: RefSeq, a predicted model, not a curated record
AUGAUAGUAUCUGAAUUUGAGGAUGCAAAUCAGUGAGGAAAGGACAUCUUUCAGCAAACAGUGCUGGACAAUUAUGUUUCUGUUUUUGUAAUAGAUGAUUCAACAUGUGUUCUUCUUGGGGAAAACAAGGACUGCAUCAGUGCUAGUUACAUUAAAAUAGUCAAUCCUGGAGAAGAGUAUUACUAUAUUGCCACCCAAGGACCACUGCCAGGUACCACAGAUGACUUUUGGAGGAUGAUUUUGGAAAAUAACUCUAAUGUUAUUGUCAUGAUAACCAGAGAGGUAGAAAAUGGAGUUAUCGAAUGCCACCAUUGCUGGCCCAUUUCUACGAAGAAGCCUGUGGAAUUGAAAAGCUGUCGUGUCUUCCUGGAGAACUACCAGAUACUUCAGAAUUCCGUCGUUCGAAUAUUUCAAGUUGUCAGGAAGUCCACAGAAACUAGUCACUUUGUAAAACACUUGCAGUUCACCAAGUGGCCAGACCAUGGCACUCCUGCCUCAGCAGAAGGUUUCAUAAAGUAUGUUCGUUAUGUGAGGAAAAGCCACGUUACAGACUGGUCCUUGAACUGCAGUGCUGGCGUGGGCCGGACAGGGGUGUUCCUCUGUGUGGAUGUUGUGUUCUGUGCCAUUGAAAAGAACUUCCCAUUCAACUUCAUGAAUAUAGUGGGCCAAAUGAGAGAACAACGUUAUAGAACGAUCCAAACAAAGGAGCAGUAUACCUUCUGGUAUAAAAUUGUGCAUGAAAUUCUUCAUAAGCUUCUGACUUUAAAGUAAGAAAGACUUCUGUUGCCUCACACUUGAAAUUACCAAAUGGCUUGGAGCUUCCUCACAAAGAAUAUGUUCAAGCUGUGCUGAAGGGCUUGCUCCUGCAAAUGUGCUUUCUUGGUGUAUCAUUUGACUUUCUUCCUGGCAAAUCCCUGAAGGCAGCAUCGUUGGAUUCGGGGUGAACGGUGUUUACCCACUGACCUUACUUAGGUAAUAGCAGGUACCCUCCCACAUUUUCCAAUGAAAUGAAAGUUACGUAAAACAACUGCAGCCUAUUUGGUUGAAGGGAUUACAGAGCUCGGUAGAGGACUUAAACUGUAUUAUUUAAGAUUUUAUUUGGAAAGACAGCUAACGGGAGCUGAGAAUUUUCAGGAUCACAAGAUCACAGGAUCACAUCAUGACCUCUUAACAGGCAUUUUCAAGGUAGACACUUAUCCAUUAUCCAUGGUUUUUAGCUAGAGGCUGUACUGUUAGGUGGUAUUUGAUUAACUUAGGUUACUGAAGAGUCCAAAUAGGAUGGGUUAACUUUCUACACAAAUUGGAUUCCAUUUUCCUGUACUUCUGCACUCCUGUGGGGCCCCAGGAACCUCAGAGGACAAGCUGCCUUUCUCGAGCAGCUGGACAAAGACCUGUUGGUCUGGGAAGUAUUUUCCUGGGUGGGCAGAGUUCCUCCUCUCCAUCACGGGAGCACACUGGUGAAAGGUCCAAAACUAAAGUAGAUGUUUAUAUAGAAAGUCCAAAAGGAAAUGUUUGCCCGUCUUGAGUUCUUUCCUAUCCCACCCUAACACUUAACAUAUUACCCAGUCUGCUUUGUUAAAAGCAAAUAUUACCUUUCACUUACCUCUUACUCUCUGCCCUUUAGCUAACCAAUGAACUCUGAUACCAGCAUCAUUACGUACUUCCGAGUAUCGCUUAUGCCAGAUAUAUUUUUCAAACUGAAAUCUAUGAUAAUUAUUUUUUUCUUCAGGGUCCCAUUAAAUCAUUUCUUUCCAUGACUGCCCCACCUCUGCUAUAACAUUUAGAAAUGGGUUUUGGGAACCAGAUUUUGGAAAACCAAAUUCAUAGUUGCCAAAACGAAAACUUCCAUAUUCUGUUUUUAAAAAGAUGUGGCCAUUAUUACAUUCGUCUUAUUACAGGAUAUUACCUCAUCCAAUUAUAGUGAUAUUUUGGUCAAGGAAUUUUAGUGACCAGUUAUACCUGAUUACAAACUAUGAAGCAAGUGAUACAUGUCUCUGUAUGAUGUAAUUCAGUAGAGAUCAGAAUAGCCUAACACUAUAUUGAAAACAUUUCUAAUAUUAAUUUGUAAAUCUUGAAUUUUUAAGAGGCUUAUUUUGUUCUC